UCAGACGCACUAGUUCGGCUCCGACAGUCAAACGAGUAGGUUUGUGGUUUCUUUCGUUCGGAUUUAUUCUCUCCCAACAUAAAUUUUGUGUCAAAUUUUCCCCGGGGGUGUUAAAUUCGGACUCGUAAAAGAAAAAGUGAGUGCCCGCGGGCUCUCGUUACUUGUUUCAAUAGAAAAUUAAAAAAGAAGAAAAUAAAAUAGAAAAAAUUCAAAAAAUUACUAAAGACUGUAAAUUUUUCUCUUAUUAUUUGAAUAGUUGAGUUUUGCCAGGGGGCUUGACCUAUUCGAUAAUGAGGGACAUGGCGGGCAAAAUUGCCGAAUUAAAAUUCGAGGCACCCCUGGCACGAUUCGAAGAGGAGGACACGGCCAGUAUCAAGAAUAUGAACCUGCUGACAGAACAAUUGUUGGAUGCAAACCUCGAGGCUAGUUUCGGUGAAAAUUGCAAUGCAAACGAGCCAGUGACGACACACGAAAAUGGAACGGAUAUUCUUCAGGAGGGAACUUUUAGUCCCUUCAGUGGAAGUUUAGAGGACUUAGUGAAUACCUUCGACGAGAAAAUCACUUCCUGUUUCCGCGAUUAUGGAACCGAUGUCGAGUCCCUGGCGCCAGUACAAGUUCGAACACAAGAAGAAAUUAUGAACGAAUGCCAAAUGUGGUGGACAAUUACUGGGACUUUUGGAAAUAUUUUGCCAAUUGAUUGGAGUAAAUCUUUUGCGAGAAAAAUGCACAUGCCAGCCUUGAAUCUGAACGAGGCUGCCAUAAACUUAGAUAGGCCAGAACUCGAGGACUUAAGCAGUGAAGAUGAAGCUGUUGCGACUGAUUUGGAUAUGCAUGCGUUAAUAUUGUCCAGCAGUACUGACUCACACAGUCCUGAAGAACCUCUCAAAACUGCAGAAGAAGUUCUUCGUGAAAUCGACGAUAUUAUGCAGGAAAGUCCAUCAAUGGAAAGAUCUCCCGAUUCCGAAGACUCUCUUCUGGACACUGACGAAGCUUUAGAAAGAAGCAGAGAAGUUUUGGGUUCACCGCUUAACGACAAAAAAUUGCGACAGCUCACAUCCGGCCAAUUGACUGAACUCCUAAGCGAAAUGGAGUCAUUAGUGGGAGCAUUAAGUGAAACACUUAUUGCCGAACUUGCACUUCGCGAUGAAUUGCAAAUCGAAAAAGAUCUGAAGAACACAUUUAUCUCGUUAGUAUUAGCCAUACAAAAUCGUCGAAGAGCUCAUCAUGUCACAAAAAAGAGGAACCAAAAUAUACAAAAAUUGAUAUUGAAUGGUACAAGUCCAUUGCCACAACAUAGAUCCUUCCAAGAGUCGAAGUACUUAACAACAGUCAUUCCAUACCAUACAGAUAGUGGACCACCAAAUAAUCAGGCACUUCAGGUUCUCAUAAAAAUAUUGAAAGCAAUCGACGAGGAUAGUCCAACUGUACCCACGUUACUCACAGACUAUAUAUUGAAAGUUUUAUGUCCGACUUAGUGAGACUGCACGAUAUCCCUUUAUUGUUACAAGACGAAGAUAAAAAACAAGUUAAACAUCAUGAUUCGUAAAGAUUAAUACGAAAAAUGAAAUCAUCUCUCUUCUUCUUGCCAAUGCGCUUUCAAACGUUGUUGUGUCGCAUGUUUAAAAAAAAAAAUUUUUAAGCCAUCGAUCUUGCUUCUAAGCUAUACGUUUACAUUAAAAUCUAUCGCCUCUGUAUAGAAGUAAGACGAAAAGCUCCCUCUGAUACUCUCUUCUAGUCUUAAUUUCAAUCACUGAUGUAGUUUGUACAAUUUUUUUAUAAGACUUGAUUAUUUCAUAAAAUAAUGUGUAUUAUCAUUUUCCUCACGCUCAUAAAAAAAGGAAAAUGAAAAUUCAAAAUCUCAUUGCAAUCGUAUAUAUUUAAAAAAAAAAAAUUCUAAUUUUAUUCUGUUAUUUUAAGUGAAUAUUUUUUCAUAAAAUAAUUAUUGAGUUUUUAUAAGUUUUUGUACAUAAAAUGUACCGGAUAAAUUAUAUAUAGGUAUAUAUUUCGCAAAAAAGGAAAAAAAAAUAAUGAAAAGUGAUAAAUGUAAAUUUUAUCUCCUUAUGGCUUUAGGGAUGUAAUCAUUUAUGAUUGAUUAUUGAUAGAAUAUUAUUUCCAUACAGGAAAUACAUAAAUUAUUAAAUAGUGUAAAUUGUUGUAAGCCAGUGUAUUUAGGAAUAAUUUAUUGAAAACUGACGUCAUGUGCAAAAAUAAAUAAAGCCGAUGAUAAUUGUAUUAUG
Leptopilina heterotoma is the source of this 2237-nucleotide messenger RNA. It is a transcript of the gene Unc-76, whose product is annotated as fasciculation and elongation protein zeta-2. Lineage: Eukaryota; Metazoa; Arthropoda; Insecta; Hymenoptera; Figitidae. Gene Ontology annotation, cellular component: axon; cytoplasm. The record is from RefSeq and is a predicted model, not a curated record. The transcript has 9 exons. The coding region runs from base 291 to 1475 and encodes 394 amino acids.